CAAGGGAUUGGUUUGCAAAUUUCCUGCAGUGGACAUUAAUGUGGAGCACCAGGGUGGGAAAGUCCCCACCCUCCUUCAAAAUAACCCUCCCACAAUGGGAUGCACCAUUAACACUGAGCCUCCCACAGUACAGCACAACGUCAGCAUUUACACUCUCCCACAACUAACCCCAUCAUUAUCACCCCUCCCUCAGCAGUAUGUCCUCCCUCUAAAUACCCGCUCAGCACCCUACCCUUCCUCUGUAAAACCCCCUCAGUACCAAUCUCUCUCACUACCACCCUUCUGUCAUUACCACCCAUCCUCACUCCCCCCCAUCCUGUAGUACUGGCCCCUUCCACACCGCAAAUCUCCCCCAGCACCACAUUAACAACUAAACCCUCCUUUCCACGGUCUGUCUCAAACUCAUAACUUUCUGAAUACAAAGAACACAGAACAGUAUAGUACAGGAACAGACCCUUUGGCCCACAAUUUUGCUAUUUCAAGUUUAUUUUUAUUCAUUGAGAACCUAUGCAGGUGCAACAUUCACAGUGCAUGGCUCAGAUUCAAAUUCAUUUAUUUAUCAUUAUUAUUUCCAGCGCCUGCAUAACAUGUCCACGUUUGCCCUCUGUACGUGAGCAGGUAUGAAUGGAUGUCUGUGUCUGUACUUGUCGUGUCGCUCAUUCAACACAGUUCAGAUGGAUCCUGUACGUCAACAGUGUGGGCACACACAUCCGCUGCCAGCCAUGUGGCCUCCAGGACGUGAUGGUGGGUUUGUGUAGGUUCGCGGGGAUGUGAGGGGACACGCCCCUUUCAGCCCUGUGUUACACCGAGCCAUGCUCUUCUCUCCGGCUGUUUACCGUGUUUCUGAUCCCACCCAUGUGUGGAAACGGCCGUAACUCCUUCCCACUGAGCACUUGCGGAAACAACGUUCGUUACCCGGGACUGCAGCGCGUCUAGUGGACAAUCGCGGAACUGCAUGGGUUCAGCAGCUCCCCGGAAGUGAAAGUACAGUACCCUGAAUCUGCAAGGAGCGGGAGUUAACAUGGCUUCGAAAGGACAGGUCGAGAGUUUAACCGAGGAGGUAAUUUGUCCCAUCUGCCUGGAUUUCUUCACCGAUCCGGUUAUACUGGAAUGUGGACACAACUUCUGCCGCUCCUGUAUCACACGGUGUUGGGAAAGGGAGGAGAGAAACUCCUGCCCAGAAUGUAGAGAGGAGAUUGCAGACCGCACCCUCAGGGUCAAUCGGGCCUUAGCAAAUCUGUCUGAGAAAGCUCGAAAACUAAACCUGAACCCGAAAGAGAAGGAAAAUAAACUUCACUGCGAGAAACACGGGAAAGAACUAACGCUGUUUUGUGAGACAGACGGGAAACUGAUCUGCCUGAUCUGUAGAGAUGCGCGGGAGCACAAGUCUCACAACUUCUUGCCGAUUAAAGAAGCCACUGAAGUUUACAAGGAUCGGGUUAAAUCUUCCUUCGACUUUCUCACAAAAAGGAAAUCAGACCUAGAGGAAAUGGAGAAGGAACAGAAAGAGAAGAUUUCCGGAGUUCGGGAACAGUCACAAACCCUUCAGUUCCAUGUCAAUGUGCAGUUUGUUGAACUGCACCAGAUUCUCACUGAGAAAGGGCAGCGCAAACUGAGAGAGCUCAGGGAAGAAGAGGAGAGAAUUCUAAAUCCAAUGGAGAAAAAUCUUCAAAAGAUACAAGCAAAUUUAAAUUCUAUUCAGGACGAAAUCUCAAGGUUACAGGAACAGAUGGAUCAAAAAGAGAGUGCGAUAUUUCUCAAGGAGGAAGCUCGUCAGAAGAACAGAAUUAGUGAUCAUUAUCAACAAUUGUCAGUGACAGAUGUUGCCCUGCCAGUCGAAAAAUUUGAUCAUCCCUAUUUGUUGAGCACAACGUUGAGAGAAACACUUGAUUCCAUUAAUCAAGUCUCUGUCACCCUGGAUGUGGAAACAGCGCAUCCGGCGCUCGAGGUGUCUGAGGAUCGGAAGAGUGUGAGACGGACUGAGACCCGGAGGAAUCUCCUUGGCACCGCGACGAGGUUCACAAACUGGGUUUCUGUGCUGGGAUCGGAGGGAUUCAUAUCGGGGAGACGUUACUGGGAGGUGGAGGUGACGGCGAAUCGGUGGUGGGAUCUGGGAGUCGCCGCAGAGCCUGUGGAGAGGAAGGGACGGGUCACACAGAGUCCGGAGACCGGAUUUUGGAUCAUCAGGCGGGUUGAUCACGUGAUGUGGGUUUUCACCUCCCCUGAGUCCCAUCUCCUUGACUGUCCCAUCCCCGGGAGGGUAGGAGUUUAUCUCAGUUACGAGUCAGGGACAGUUUCAUUUUACAACGCGGAGACCAAGUCCCAUCUCCACACCUUCACAGGGAACAAAUUCAUGGGGAAACUUUAUCCUUUCUUCGGGAUUGGAUAUGAAUACCAGUGGCUGAGAAUCUGCUCCGGUUCCGCUCCGGGUCUGUAAACGGGUCGGGUCCCGGGACCGGCGUCAGGAGUAAGUCAGUGUAAAUAUAAAUGUGCGGAGAGUGAAAUAAGCACGAUAUGAGGAUUAUCGAUCCAUUAAUUUUAACUCGUUCACCGCAUCUGUCAACGGAACAAAAACACUGCAGAUUCAGCAGCAACGCUUAAAAUGCUGGAGGAACUCAGCAGGCCAGGCAGCAUCUAUUGAAAAGAGUGAACAGUCGAUGUUUUGCACCGGGACGCUUCAUCAGGACUGGAGAAAAAGAGAUGACGUCACGAUAAGAAGGUGGGGGAGGCGAGGAAUAAAUACAAGGCAGAGGUGAUAGGUGAAACGUGAAAGGAGAGAGGGGUGAAGUAAAGAGCUGGGACGUUGAUUGGUGAAAGAGAUAAAGGGCUUGAGAAGUGGGAAUCUGAUAGGAAAGGACAAGUGGCUGUGGAAGAAAGGGAAAGGAGGAGCACCAGAGGGAGGUGAUGUGCAGGGGUUAGGAGUUAAGUUGAGAGAGGAAAAUGGGAAUGGAGACGUGGAGGGAGUGGCAUUAUCCGAAGUUCGAGAACUUGAUGUUCCUGCCAUCAGGUUUAAGGCUACUAAGAUGGAAUAUAAGCUUUUGCUCUUCCAACCUGAGUGUGUUCGCAUCGGGAUAGCAGAGGAGGCCAUGGCCUGACAUUUUGGAAUGGGAACGGGAAGUGGAAUUAAAAUGCAUGGCCACUAGGAGAUCCCGCUUUUUCUGGCAGAUGGAUCGUAAGUGCUUGGUGAAGCGGUCUCCCAAUCUACUUUGGGUCUCACCGAUAUACAGGAGGCCACUCCAGGAGCACCAGACACAGUAGAUGACCCAAACAGACUUGCAGGUGAAGUGUCGCCUCACCUGGAAGGGCUGUUUGGGGCCCUGAAUGGUAGUGAGGGAGGAGGUGUAGAGGUAGGUGUAGCACUUGUUCUGUUAGCAAGGAUAGUGCCAGGAGGAACAAAUGAACAAGGGGGUAUUGUAGGGAGAGAUCACUGUGGAAAACAGAAAGUUGGGGGGCGCAGGGUGGUGGGAGAGAAAGAUAUGCUUGGUAGUGGGAUCCCGUUGGAGAUGGUGAAAGUUACAGAGGAUUAUGCGCUGGAUGUGGAGGCUAGUGUGGUGGUAGACGAGGACACAAGAAACCCCAUCCCUGGUGGGAUGGUGGGAGGGUGGGGUGAGGGCAGACGUGCCUGAAAUGGAAGAGAUGUGGGUGAGGGGAAAGUUGGUGGUGGAGGAAGGGAAGCCCCUUUCCUUGAAGGAGGACAUCUCCUUAGUACUGGAAUGAAAACCCUCAUCCUGAGAACAGACGCUGUAGAGAAAUAGGAAUUGAGAGAAGGGGAUGGUGUUUUAGAAGUAACAAGGUGGGAAAAGGUAUAGUCCAGGUAGCUGUGAGAAUCACGGUGAUAGAGGGGGAGCGGCUAUAGGAAGUUUGAGUAUUCGAUGUUCAUGUCGCCAGUUUGCAGGCUGUCCUGGCGGAGUGUGAGGAGAUAUUCCUCUAAUUUAUGAAACAAGUAGAGAAGGAAUCUCUAUGUUGAAUCAGAUGUUUGGUUUUGGACCCUUUCUAUACCCAGGAAAUACAUAAGAAACACAGCAGGCCUGUCAGGAUCUGUGAAGAACAGAUUUCAUGUUCCUCAGCAGUGACCUCUCCCAGAAUUGAUUCAAAUGCUACCUGUCUUGCUGUGAAUUGCAAGCAUUUUCUGUUUUGUUUUCAUUCUUCAAGCAUCUGAUUUAAGAAAAAAAAUGGGUGUGCAGCCUUAUUUCUUCCUGAAGGGGCUGAUAGGAGAGGAGAGUGGACCACUAGCGAAAUCAAUGUUCAGGUUGGAGACUACCCAGACAGAAUAUGGGGUGUCGUUUCUUUGACCUUAAUGUGUCCUCAUCAUGGCAAUAGAGAAGGCCAUGAUGGAAUGGGAAUGGGAAGUUGAAUUGAAGUGGGUGGUCAUCAAGAAAUCCUGCCGAGUGGACAAAGUGGAGGUGAGUGACAAAGCGCCCUUCCGUUUACAUUGGAUCUCACCAAUACAGGUGGGGCCGCAGUGGGAGCACUGGAUACAGUGGCUGGCUCUGACAAACUCACCACCAUUCAUGACCCUAAACACCUGGAAGUACUGUUUUGGGACCUGAAUGGUGGCUGAGGGAGGACAUGCCAGACAGGUGUAGCAAUUGCCCAGCUUGCAGGGAUAAGUGCCAGGAUGGAAGUCAUUGGGGAGGGAUGGGAGGACAAGGGAGUCAAAGAGAGAACAAUCCCUAUGGAAAGUGGAGGAAAAGAUCCCUACGGAAAUUUGAUGUUCUCCAAUGUUCCCUCUAGGGUGUGCGCUUGCAUGCGCACACACACACACCUUUUGCUACCAUUGCACAAAGGAAUUUAACCUGCACACAAUAGGUUGACACUCUCUAUCUCAUUGGCAUGUUAAGUAUAUUUGAUGAUUGUACACAAUCACGUUUCUUUCUGGCUUCUAAAAUGGAUGGUGUUGACAACAUGAAGUUUGCAAUGAUUUGUCUGCAGAUUUAAAAACUGGCUUAUUAAUACUGUUUUUGUAGAAGAAAUUAUUAAUUCACUAUGUUGAAUUCCAAAGAAGCAAAGUGCGUGAAGUGCAAAAGAACUGCUAGUUCAUUUAAAGCAGUAUUGCUUAAUGAAACAGUAGAAACGGCUACACCGAAAGCUCAUGAGGUCAGGAACAGGCAGCGAUGAAAAAUAUUUAAGUACAAUAUGGAAAGUGGUGUUAGCUGUGUGUAUUAUCACAAUCCAAAAGUUGCUGGAAAUUUGCAAGUGGGAAGAAGUGGAAAACUUGACUUUUGAAAGCGUCGUUUAGUAAACAAAUCACAUAUGGACGAUGUGCAAAAGUUACAGUGAUUAAAAUCCUACAGGCCUGCUACACAAGUUUCAUGAGAGUGCAGAUGAGCGAGAGUGAAAACAAUCAAACCCAGAGGUGAAAGUUGCACAGCAAAAGAUUUUUGCACAUUCUGAUCUUUACAAAUUAGACGGAACACUGAUGUUCUCCCUUUGUGUAAAUGUUUAUGGCAGUUGGGUGGCACAUAUGCAUAACUGUUAGAGAAACCGCUUUACAGCACAGACAGGAGUUCGAUUCCUGGGCCCUCUGGUUAUCAGAGAGCUAUAGUUAGGCUCAGUGAGACAUGGGUAUGCUAUUUUGACACUGGAAGCUUGAGGGCUGACCUCAGCACAAUCCUCCGACAGACUAUGUUGGUUGCUGAUGCAGAACAAUGCCUUUCACUUCAUGUUUCCAUACUUCAUGUACAUGUGACAA
Messenger RNA from Mobula hypostoma (lesser devil ray), 5692 nucleotides. RefSeq names its product zinc-binding protein A33-like. Gene Ontology annotation, molecular function: ubiquitin protein ligase activity; zinc ion binding; protein binding. The transcript has 7 exons. The record is from RefSeq and is a predicted model, not a curated record. Gene Ontology annotation, biological process: protein ubiquitination. NCBI's taxonomy places the organism in Eukaryota, Metazoa, Chordata, Chondrichthyes, Myliobatiformes, Myliobatidae. Gene Ontology annotation, cellular component: cytoplasm. Bases 1022 to 2437 code for a protein of 471 amino acids.